AUUAAUUUCUUUGAUACUAUCCACUUUUUAAAUUACCAUAAUAUGAAACUAUGGCUAUCGGGCAGUUAAUAUCGGAGUCUGAGACUCCAUGUCCAAUAUUUUGGGACAUUGGAGCUACUUCAGAUCGUUCCAUUGCUUGGAUACGUUCCAAGCUUGAGGAGACCAGUACUUCAAAGAAGAAGGAAGCUCUUGAGCUUACUAUAACCAACCUGUUGAAUGGCGAGGAUGUGUCAUCCCUUUUGAUGACUAUCAUUCGAUUUGUGUUGCCUAGCACAGAUCACGGUUUGAAGAAGCUAGUACAUUUAUUUCUUCAGAUAUUCGACUUUUGUUCUCCAGAUGGUACACUUCGUGAGGAGAGCAUAUUGGUUUGCAACGCAUUGCUGAACGAUUUAAAUUCCUCCAAUGAGUAUGUUCGUGGUUCUACUCUUAGGCUGGUAUCGAAAUUACGCCACUGGAGCAUAGUGAGUCCUCUAAUUACUGGCGUCGUUGAUAAUUUACGCCAUGGUGAGCCUUAUGUCCAUCGAAAUGCUCUGAUGUGUUUAGCGAAGAUAGCGGAGCGUUUUGGCACUGAAUCUGUGAUUUCAGGUAUGGAGGAGACUGAGAAUUUGCUUCUUGGCAACACUGCCGUUUCAGUUAAGGUUCAAGCUUUCAAUCUAUUGGUGGUAUGUCAACCUACAUUAGCAGUCCAGUAUUUGAUGAAUGUUGAGGGUAGCUUGCUGGGCUUGGCUCCUAGGUUCCACUUAGAAAUUUUAACGUCGUUUACUACGUUAUGCGCCUUAAAUACUGAGGUCCGCACAUUUAUGAUGCGUUUGGUUGUCAUGAUACUUGAGAACUCAGAGGAUAACGCAGUUCGUAUGGAGGGUGGCAUUGUAGUUUGUCAGUUGAAGUCAACUCCUAUAGAGGCUCGUCGUGCGGCUGCUAGUGCUCUGACUAAGCUACUAUUGGAUGAAUCGGACUUAAAUGUGAAGAUGUUGGUACUAUCCAAGUUGAACACUUUACAUGCUCGUUCAUCUGCUGUUGGUGAUGCCCCUAAUGUACUUGAGCCUUAUGUCAUGGACAUUGUGCAUGCUUUGAGAGGCUCCAGUACUAAGGUUAACCUUGGUUUAUUAUCAUUGGCUUUAAGAUCACUUUCUCGUCAGAAUGUUGAUUUGCUGCUUCAGAGUUUCAAGAAGGCAUUUAUCGGUGCUGAGGACAUUGGCACUUACAGUCAGCAGCAGGUUGCUGACUAUCGUAUAAUGUUAAUUAAGGGUAUCCACUAUACAUGUGGUCGUUAUCCUGAUCGCAGUGCUGUUGUUUACGAUAUGUUAUUAGGUUACCUUGUUCACACUCACCAGCAGACGGCUGAGGAUUGUGCCUUAUUUUUCAAGCAGUUAACAGAGUUACUUCCCAAUCUCCGUGAGAGCACUAUAGUCAAGUUACUGACCUUCUUGGAAUCCAUACCGCAUGCCAAUGUUUUGUCUGUAUGCUUUUGGGUCAUUGGCGAAUACGCUGAGAGUGCCAAGCUGGCCCAGCGUUGUUGUAACCAGAUAUACAAUGCAUUAUUACCGUUUCCUUUUGUAGUUGAUUCUGUGGAAACCGAUACCAAGGAUAGCUCAUUGGCUGAUGAUUUUGGCUCCAUGAGUAUAGGUGAUGGGUCAACUACUACCCAAACUGUGGUAUUGGAAGACGGUACCUAUGGUGCCCAACUCAGAGGUGAGACCACAAGAACUCCUCAGACCACAACUCUGCGUGGCUUAUUGGUGUCUAAAUGCGACCCACUGCUGUACUGCUCAAUAGCACAGUGUUUACUAAAGCUGAGCUACGCUUCUGGUGAGAGCAGCAUCGUAGCCAAGGCUGCUUUGGUUAUUGUCAAUUUGUUGAGACUUAUGCAGGACCCACAGUAUGUCAAUGUAUACUCUCAACGCAGGAUGAGGACAAUACUGAGACUAUGUCUUGGUUACUUAAAGGAUAGAGACCAUUUCAGACCACUGUUGGAGGAGUAUAUAUUAGCUUCUCGUUUGAAGUGGAACACUUCAAGUACUACCGAGCGCGUAGACUUGAUUGGACACGUUGACGAUCCUAUCAGUUUCGCUACAUUUUUUGGCAGCGACGCUGACGACCAAUGGGCUUUUGAUGAUGAAACUGAUGAUCAGGAGCUUAUUGAUGUUGACGACCAUGAAAUUGACAAAAUAUUGAGUACUUCGAAUUCUAUUAGUUCCAUUGCUGUGAAGGAAUCUAACAAACGUGACCUGAGCAAUGUACAUCAAUUUACUUCCUUAAUGGAUCCUCUGUACAUCGAGGCUUCUGUGGCGGUCAUAGCUACUCGUAUAUACCUAACGUUGUAUUUACGUAACACUACGGAUAUUCUUCUCCAGAAUAUAAGGGUUAUGCUAUUUGUCGUCAACAAUCGGGAUGUUGCUACAGCUCAGCCUAUAAUUACUCUUGAGUCUGGUGGUAGUAGUGUUUUGCAAUUGAACAUAAAGCUGAAACGCAGUGAAAAUGACAACAUAUAUGGCCAUGUAUAUUUUGAUAAGGAGAAAUCUGGUAUUCAGGAAUGCCUUUCAUUUAAUCCCAUGGAUGUGUGGCUGUAUGAUUACGUUACUCCUAGCUUUAUAACGCUAGAUUCAUUCCGUUCAUCAUGGGAUGCAGCUGAAUGGGAAGAGCGACUUGAUCUCCAUCAAUCCGAUAUGGAUCCCGUUGAGCUUUUACGUGAUAUACUUCAGGUCACCCACAUGACGGUGGUAGGAUCCACUCCCCCUCCUGGAUUAAAGUGGUCACCUGGUAACGCUGGACAAAAGGAGUUCGUAUCUCACUAUAUGAAUCAUUUAUCGAAAUCCUCUGAAUUCUCGGCUAUUUUUGGUGAUUCAAGCUUUUUCGCUGUAAACCUAUAUUGCAAAACUCUUCACGAUGACGAGGCAUUGGCUAAUCUAAGUGUUGUGAAGCAGUCAAACGGACUGCUCACUGGAAGCUUGAACAUACGUUGUGAUUACCAGGAGGUGUGCACCAGUUUGUGUGACUAUAUUUUAAAGAAUAUAAGCACAUUUAAUUUAUAACGCGAAAAAUCGCAAUUGAAGUCUAAUAAUAAUUAUGUCAGUAUAUUAGUUUAUAUGAAUAACUGCUUGAUGCAG
This is a messenger RNA of Babesia bovis T2Bo, 3107 nucleotides long. Its product is annotated as coatamer/Adaptin N terminal region family protein. Lineage: Eukaryota; Apicomplexa; Aconoidasida; Piroplasmida; Babesiidae. Gene Ontology annotation, biological process: intracellular protein transport; endoplasmic reticulum to Golgi vesicle-mediated transport; intra-Golgi vesicle-mediated transport. The coding region runs from base 51 to 3032 and encodes 993 amino acids. Gene Ontology annotation, molecular function: structural molecule activity. The record is from RefSeq and is a predicted model, not a curated record. Gene Ontology annotation, cellular component: cytoplasm; COPI vesicle coat. The transcript has 4 exons.